Messenger RNA from Eurypyga helias (sunbittern), 306 nucleotides. RefSeq lists its product as uncharacterized. The record is from RefSeq and is a predicted model, not a curated record. Lineage: Eukaryota; Metazoa; Chordata; Aves; Eurypygiformes; Eurypygidae.
UUGGAGGAAGACCGGCUUUCCGUCAUCAAAAGAGACAACCGUUUGCUGCUGGAGAAGUUGUCCUGCAUCGUGAGAACACAAAUCGACAACAAAAAUGACCAUAAGGCCAAAAGUUUAAAUGGAGAAAAACGAAAGCAGGAGCUGCGGAGAGUGAAGCAGGAGAACCGUGCCAUUCUGGAUAGAAUUACAAAGUCCCAGCCUCAGUAUCGAGUUCAGCGAUGGCAUGAGGAUUGGCAACGAGCUGAAAAAUACAUGGCCAACAUUGCGAGAUAUCCUUGUGGGCGGUGUAAAUCACAGAGCCCUAAG